Molecule: messenger RNA, 1458 nt
Organism: Chenopodium quinoa (quinoa)
Lineage: Eukaryota; Viridiplantae; Streptophyta; Magnoliopsida; Caryophyllales; Amaranthaceae
Product: zeatin O-glucosyltransferase-like
Exons: 1
Molecular function (GO): UDP-glycosyltransferase activity
Source: RefSeq, a predicted model, not a curated record
CAAAACCAACCACCAAAACUUGACCAAUUAAAAAUCACCCUCCAAAAUGAAAACCUUGAACACUUAACAAAAGUGGUAGUGGUAAUGGUACCACUACCAGCACAAGGCCAUCUCAACCAGCUCCUCCACCUCUCGCAUGUCAUCACCACCUACGGAAUCCCGGUCCAUUACGCCGGCUCCGCCUCCCACAACCGUCAAGUUAAGCUCCGACUCAAUGGUUGGGACUCACAAAGCUUAACAAAUAUUCAUUUUAAUGACUUCGAACUCCCUUCUUAUAAUUCACCUCCUCCAAAUAUCGAUCACUCUAACCCAUUCCCACAACACUCGCAACCUCUUUUAGAGGCUACAAUGCAUCUUCGACAGCCCGUGUUUCACUUCAUGAAACAACUCUCGAUAAAGUAUAGCCGAGUAGUAGUCAUUCAUGACAAUAGUAUGGCUUACGUUGUCCAAGAUGUUAAGCUCAUUCCAAACGGUGAAGCUUAUAACUUUAUUCCUAUAUGUGCUUUCACCUAUUUCACAAGUGUAUGGGAAAGCAUGCCCCAGGAAGAGAAACUCUUUAAGGUAGAUAGAAAUGAUAUUCCGGAAUGUAUGCCUUCUAAAGAGGGAUGCGUUUCAGAAGAGAUGCUAGAAUUCCUGGUGAAUCUCUUGAAAUGUUUGGGGUUUGAAUCAGGGUGGCUUUACAACACCUCGAGAGUGAUUGACGGAAGAUAUGUCGAAUUGUUGGAGAAGCUGUCUUCAGCAAAGGGAAAAAAUAUAAAGCAUUAUGCCUUAGGGCCGUUUAAUCCUGUUGUUGUCAAAAGCGAAAGUGGCAAAAACAGAAAUCAGUGCCUUAAAUGGCUAGACGAACAAGUGAAGGGUUCGGUGAUAUACGUGUCUUUUGGUUCGACAACAUCAUUGACAGAUGAUCAAAUCGAAGAGUUGGCAAACGGGUUGGAAAGAUGCGGGGAGAAGUUUAUUUGGGUGCUCCGAAGAGCGGAUCCAAACGAUGUUUUUGCAGAAGCUGAUAAAGUGAAAAGGCCUCAACUUCGUUCAGGUUAUGAAGAAAGAAUAAAGGAUAGAGGAAUAGUAGUGAAAGAUUGGGCGCCACAGUUAGAAAUUUUGGCUCAUCCGUCAGUUGGUGGGCUCAUGAGUCAUUGUGGAUGGAAUUCAUGUAUGGAAAGUAUGAGCAUGGGUGUGCCGAUUCUGGCUUGGCCUAUGCAUUCCGAUCAACCGAUGAACUCAUUUUUUGUGAGCAAUAUGCUAAGGAUUGGUGUAUUGAUGAGAGAUUGGGAACACCGCGAUGAGAUUGUGAAGUCGAGUGAGAUAGAAAAUGCAGUAAAAACAUUGAUGGUUUCAGAGAAAGGAAUGGAGAUGAAGAAAAGGGUUGAAGAAUUAGACAAAGCAGUUAGAGGAUCAGUUGCUGAACGUGGUAUUUCUUAUUUAGAGAGGGACGCUUUCAUUGCCCAUAUCUCUAGAUAA